CACACCUUUAUAUCGCGAUUAUCGCAAACUUCUUAUCAGGGCGGUUUAUCUAAUUGUGGAGGGCCGGAACGGGUUCUGGCACACAGCUGGGACGGUCUCGCCUCCGAGUCCCCAGGUUCCGGACCGCGCUAACAAAUUAUACCAGGGGGUGGAUUUGAGGAGUGGCGAUAUCGGCGUCCACUUGGCUCCUCACGAUUAACAAUGGAGGACUAGGAAGCCCCGGGUACCAAGAGGUCUUGGGUCUUAGAAGGUACUUAAAAUUUUGCAGGGGCAAUGUAGUCGACUCAUACUCUAAAGCCAAAUUUGGAAUUCCCAGACAAAUUUCUGUGACUCUUACCCAUCUCUUCCUUUCCACACCUUUGUGCUGUGGCCUCCUUCCUUCAAAAACCAUCCCACGCUCUUCUGCAGCUCUCACCUGUAGACCAACCAUCAGCUGCUCACCUGCGCCUUGCCGGAUCGAAGACCCUCUCUCCCAUCGCAACAGACACCAGCUUGCGCGCGCCGCGACGGCCAGAGUAAGUAUAAAGACCGUUGUCACUGACUGGCUUGUAGUCCGCUCUCAACGUCCGCUCCAAAAUCCCAAGAACUAGUUGCCUCCUAGCCUCCCGUCCAAAAACAAGAGAAUAGACAGUCAACAUGUGCGGCAUCUUCGCCUGCCAUAGUCACCCAGACGUCGCCAAAUUCAAGCCGACUGCUCUGAAGCUUUCCAAGCAGAUCAGACACAGAGGCCCGGAUUGCGCCACAGUUCUGUGCCAUGAACGGCUCAGCAUCGUCGGUGUUGGUGGGUCUAGAUCUGUAUAUCUGGUUUCGAGGCCGUCGUCUAACCUCAAAGCAGAGAGCGGAGCUCAGCCACUUACCAAUGCCGAUGACAGCAUUAUCCUCGCCGUCAACGGCGAAAUCUACAACCACCGUCUUGUUCGCAAGACCUUGAAGACCCCCUACCACUUCAAGACCACCUCGGAUUGCGAGGUUGUGAUUCCUCUGUACCUCGAGUAUGGCAUUGAUGCGCCUAAGCACCUCGAUGGCAUGUUCUCCUUCGUUCUUUACGACAAGAAUAAGGACCGCACAAUCGCCGCCCGCGACCCCAUCGGUAUCACAACCCUUUACCAGGGCUGGUCCUCCAAGGAGCCCGGCACUGUCUACUUCGCUUCCGAGCUGAAGUCCCUCCACCCCGUCUGCGACAAGAUCGAGGCUUUCCCGCCCGGACACAUCUUCGACAGCUUGACUGGUGAGAGGACACGGUACUUUGAGCCCACAUGGUGGGAUGGCGAGAAGAUCCCCCAGACCCCUGUCGACCUCAAGAAGCUCCGCGAGACUCUUGAGAGGUCUGUCAGGAAAAGGUUGAUGGCUGAGGUCCCUUAUGGUGUUCUCCUUUCCGGCGGUCUUGACUCUUCGCUUGUUGCUUCCAUUGCCCAGAGGGAAACCCUGCGCCUGAAGAAGCUUGCAGAGGAGGCCAACGGUGCCGCUGAGGAGAAGCCUGAGGAUUUGGACAAGGGCGAGGGUCUUGUUGGUCUCGAUGACGAGGGCAAGCUCUCUACCAUGACCUUCCUUCCCCAGCUCAACUCCUUCUCCAUUGGCCUUCCCGGCUCUCCUGACAACGAGGCUGCCCUCAAGGUGGCCAAGUUCCUCGGCACCAAGCACCACGUCAUGACCUUCACCAUCGAGGAUGGUCUUAACGCCUUGUCUGAUGUCAUCUACCACCUCGAGACCUACGAUGUCACCACCAUCCGUGCCUCGACUCCCAUGUACCUGCUCUCUCGCAAGAUCAAGGCCAUGGGCAUCAAGAUGGUCCUCUCUGGUGAGGGUUCCGACGAGAUCUUCGGCGGUUACCUCUACUUCCACGGCGCCCCCAACAAGGAGGAGUUUCACACCGAGUGCGUCCGCCGCGUCAAGAACCUUCACUUGGCCGACUGCCUGCGCGCUAACAAGUCCACCUCCGCGUGGGGUCUCGAGGCCCGUGUGCCCUUCCUCGACAAGGAGUUCCUCGAGGUGUCGAUGAACAUCGACCCUGCGGACAAGAUGAUCAACAAGGAAAGAAUGGAGAAGUACAUUCUCCGCAAGGCUUUCGACACCUCGGACGACCCGACCGCCGAGCCCUACCUUCCCGACAACAUCCUCUGGCGCCAGAAGGAGCAGUUCUCUGACGGUGUCGGAUACGGAUGGAUCGAUGCCCUCAAGGACAACGCCGAGCUCCACGUCACCGACGAGAUGAUGAAGAACCCCAAGCCCGAGUGGGGCAGCGAUAUCCCUGACACCAAGGAGGCCUACUGGUACCGCCUGAUGUUCGACGAGCACUUCCCCCAGUCGUGCGCGUCGACCGUCAUGAGGUGGACACCCACAUGGUCCAAGCAGACGGAUCCCAGUGGCAGAGCUAUCUCGAUCCAUCAGGCCAAGUAUGAGGAUGCUUAAAUAUCUUUCCCAUCAUUUUUGUAUAUGAGUCAUGGCUUCCGGAGGGUCUGGUAUCUAGCAGGGCGUCAUGUCAAAAGAUAGGGUAAGGCAUGCGUUGAAGUACAGCACAGCUAGCCUGUGAGAAUGCAAAAGCUCUGAAAAGUUCAUUUUGGUGCAGGGUUUUUGAUGGCUGAAUUGCCUUGACAAGGCAUAUUCGUAGAUAUGCAGGCUGUGAUGUUGGGGGUGAUGGGCAGGAGGGAAUGCAAUGCAGAUAUCAACCUGAUAAAACCUGGGGAAGAAGAGCCAAGCUCUCAAAGCUGGAGCCAAAGUGUCUGCAUAGAGGAAACAGCCGCCAAUGUGCUUCGCGGAUUCAUCCACGUGGAGGACCUUGACAUAAACUACCGCUCUAUAUGAACAAGGGGUUCUGUGAAAGGGAACAAACAAAUAACUGCCUUGACAAACAUUGAAUAUAGGUAAUGACCAAAAAGAUUUGCUCAGACAUGC
Messenger RNA from Podospora bellae-mahoneyi, 2892 nucleotides. It is a transcript of the gene ASN1, whose product is annotated as asparagine synthetase. The record is from RefSeq and is a predicted model, not a curated record. Gene Ontology annotation, molecular function: asparagine synthase (glutamine-hydrolyzing) activity. NCBI's taxonomy places the organism in Eukaryota, Fungi, Ascomycota, Sordariomycetes, Sordariales, Podosporaceae. The transcript is spliced from 5 exons. Gene Ontology annotation, cellular component: cytosol. The coding region runs from base 637 to 2409 and encodes 590 amino acids.